Molecule: messenger RNA, 5185 nt
Organism: Wyeomyia smithii (pitcher-plant mosquito)
Lineage: Eukaryota; Metazoa; Arthropoda; Insecta; Diptera; Culicidae
Gene: snu
Product: ABC transporter G family member 23
Exons: 11
Coding region: 1572-3854 (760 amino acids)
Biological process (GO): transmembrane transport
Cellular component (GO): membrane; ATP-binding cassette (ABC) transporter complex
Molecular function (GO): ABC-type transporter activity; ATP binding; ATP hydrolysis activity
Source: RefSeq, a predicted model, not a curated record
UCUGCUUUGUUUGACUCAGGUAAAUCGAUUGCUUCGAUCUAACUUCACUAGCGUCGGUAAUGAUGAGUAGAGCUCGGCUACUUGCGGAACUUUCCGAAAGCAAUGCUUUCGCUCACCAAUAGUCUGAUGGCGAGUUGUUAUGAGUCUUAUGAGAGGGUUUCUACACGAACUCGUGGGAAGGUCGUUACAGCUGAUUACCUUCGGUCGUGGUUGACCACCCAUGUCCGGACAUGGAAAAUCUAAGCUGAAGGGAGGAGCACUGCUAAGGUCAUGGGUGAAGAAGCUCGUUAGAAUUUAGUGUGCCCGGUUAGAAGACACGUAUAAAGUGAACUUUUAGACGAGAAGGCGUUGAACGAGUAAAAAGUCUACAUUCAAGAUCAACCAGUAUCCUAUAGUAGCUUGAUCUCAUUCAACUCAUUCGUCGCUAACUGCGACGAAAGGAAAAACGACGACAAUAAAAACUAGCUCCAGUCGAGAUCGCAAUGCCGUUUGGUUUGACAUUUCUACUCACCAGUUGUCAACAGGGUUGAGCAAAAAAAAAAGUUGCAUAUUCACCUUUUGUGCAUAUCACGCAAUAUUUUCGUUGGAACUACUGUUCGCUAUGCGAACCCGGACCUCUUCUGCCUUAUCAUUCUGACUAACAAGUAACCAAACAGACCCAAGAGGCCUGAUGUCAGCCGAUAGGGUUUCAUUUCACGAGCAACGGGCCUGCUUCGAUCGGACCGAUCGUAGUAAUGAGAUUUAAAUGCUGUGAUUAGUAUGCAGUUAGAGAGUUGCCGCGCCAUGUGUUCAAGACAAGAACUGUCCUUCGCUGGAUUCUUGUCCGUUUCCUCUCGCUCUCGCGCUCAUUCCUUCUCUCUCCCCUAUGCUUGUAGCAGGCACUUAGGCGGGUCUCGCUCUUGCUAUUCUCUCAGAACGUGCUCGGCUAGUUGGUGUGUUGUGCAACUCGAAUCAAGGUGACUGCGAACAGGUAUUCUCGCUGGAACUGCGACCGAGAACAGAAGUGUUGUUACCUACUAUCGAAGAAGCUGAAGUCGUGAUUAUCAGUUUGCGAUCGGUGCGUAGCGCGCGAGAUCUUCCCGAGAACAUCAUCCGAAAAGUGACUAGAAAAAUCAACCAGCGGAAAAUUUAUGCAAUCCGAUACAGUGUGAAAGUCUAAUUGUCAUUAAUUGUCAAUAUUUUCAGUUCACACAAUCUGCACGUGCCAAUGUCAACGAAGAAUUAUUGCAAUUAGGGUAGUUUUUUAGUGUAGUGUAUUUAUUUUUCCGACUUCGGAUUCAAGUUCAGUGCAGCGAAGAAAAAAAAAACACGAAAAUAAAAGUGACGUCGACGUCGGCAGUGACUUAAGUACCAACGAGCACACAGUGCACGAACCUUGGGCCGACCCCGGUGGCUUCGCGUUGACGAGACGGUUGUGGCCGGUUUGGUGUUUGCUGUUUACCUUUGAUUUUUUGGGGGCCAUCCCAGCUCUGCGGAGAGAAACGCGCCACUAGGGCGUAGCAUACCGGACCACACACACACACUCACACAGCCAGAGACGGCGGCAACACGUGCCUGCAAUACAUGACAAGAUGUUGAUAACUGGCAGCGAGACGAGCGUGGCGACGAUCGACGAUGGAGGGACGAUGUGGGCCAGGCAGCAGCAUGCCGUUUCGGUACGGCAUGCCUUCAAACAGUACGGAACCAAGAAGAAACCAAACAUGGUUCUAUCGAACCUGAACAUGACAGUCGCCAAAGGAACGAUCUACGGACUACUGGGAGCUUCCGGAUGCGGCAAAACGACACUUCUGUCGUGCAUAGUCGGACGAAAGCGGCUCAACUCCGGGGAAAUUUGGGUGCUCGGCGGCAAACCAGGAACGAAAGGAUCCGGUGUACCGGGCAAACGCGUAGGCUACAUGCCACAGGAGAUAGCUUUAUACGGGGAGUUUUCGAUCCGCGAAACGAUGAUGUACUUCGGCUGGAUCUUCGGCAUGCAGACGACGGAAAUCUCCGACCGGUUACGGUUUUUGCUCAACUUCCUCGAUCUGCCGUCCGAGUCGCGACUGGUGAAGAACUUGAGUGGUGGCCAGCAGAGGCGAGUUUCGUUCGCGGUAGCUCUGAUGCACGAUCCGGAGCUGCUAAUCCUGGAUGAACCGACCGUCGGCGUAGAUCCAUUACUUAGGCAAAGUAUAUGGAAUCAUCUAGUGCACAUUACCAAGGCCGGUCAGAAGACGGUCAUUAUAACGACACACUACAUCGAGGAGGCGCGGCAGGCGCACACGAUCGGUCUGAUGCGAUCGGGGCGACUGCUGGCGGAAGAGUCACCGGCCUGUCUGUUGUCGAUGUAUCGCUGCAGUAGCCUGGAGGAUGUCUUUCUGAAGCUGUCCCGCAAGCAAGGUCAAACAAACGUUGCACCUGCUGAGCUGAAUAUUAGCAAUAACAUCUCGCUGUCGGCGCUGGCGUUUGGCAAGGCCAAGGACAAUCCAGUUUAUGUGAGUCAGGAAAGCGGCGUCGUAGGACUGAACUUUCAUCAAAGUAAGGAGGUACUCAUAAGCGAUAGCAAUGGUUCGACGUAUGCGAUUAACGGGAUGAACGGGUCUCCUCCGGGAGCGAUUCGUGAAACGGUGGAGUGUGACGACUGUGCGGACUGCACAGAUUGUACGAACCUAACGACGCAGGGAAAACUUCGGGCACUGCUGGUGAAGAACUUCCUGCGGAUGUGGCGAAACGUCGGUGUUAUGUUGUUCAUUUUUGCACUGCCGGUUAUGCAAGUCAUCCUGUUUUGUUUGGCCAUCGGAAGGGAUCCUACCAAUUUGAACAUCGCAAUCGUCAACGGAGAAAUGAAUGCGUCCAACAGCGGGGAGUGCUAUUUCGAUGCCGGCUGUAGUUUUACCAAUCUUAGCUGUCGCUAUUUGAACCACUUGAACACAACGAUAAUGAAAAACUACUAUCCGGAUUUGGACUCGGCGAUCGACGCGGUACGGCAGGGGAAUGCUUGGGGUGCGCUCUACUUUACCGAUAAUUUUACCGACGCGUUGGUAGCACGUAUUGCACUUGGACGCGAUGCGGAUGACGAAACUCUGGAUCAAUCGGAGAUUCGCGUUUGGCUUGACAUGUCCAACCAGCAGAUCGGGAUAAUGCUCAAUCGGGACCUGCAAGUGGCGUAUAGAGAAUUUGCUCAAGAGCUGCUACGAGUGUGCGACAACAACCCGAAGCUAGGGGACGUCCCGAUCCAGUUCAAGCAACCCAUCUAUGGCACUAAUGAUCCUUCGUUCACCGAUUUUGUAGCGCCGGGUGUCAUCUUGACAAUUGUAUUUUUCCUGGCGGUUGCACUGACUUCGUCAGUAUUGAUCAUCGAGAGAACCGAGGGAAUGCUGGACCGAUCGUGGGUUGCUGGCGUCACCCCAGGGGAGAUUCUGUUUUCUCACGUUAUCACGCAGUUCGUGGUGAUGUGCGGACAAACGGCACUGGUUUUGAUCUUUAUGAUUGUGGUCUUUGGGGUCACCAACAACGGUGAGAUCGUGUGGAUAGUUUUACUGACUAUUUUGCAGGGUCUUUGUGGUAUGUGCUUUGGAUUUGUCAUUUCCGCGAUAUGCGAGCUAGAACGGAACGCCAUCCAGCUUGCACUGGGUUCAUUCUAUCCCACGCUGCUGCUUUCCGGUGUAAUUUGGCCCAUCGAAGGUAUGCCACUGGUGCUGCGAUAUGUUUCACUGUGUCUACCGUUGACACUGGCCACCUCGUCGCUUCGGUCCAUUCUGACCCGCGGGUGGAGUAUAACGGACGAAGACGUCUAUCUGGGCUUCGCAUCCACGGUAGCCUGGAUUGUUAUCUUUUUGCUGGUGACACUGGUCGUACUUAAGUUAAAACGAGGCUAAGGCUCGUGCUGUAGAAUCGCUUGUAGUUACGUAGAAAUCAUUAAUUUAUAUGAGAGCGCAUACCAUCAUCGACUUUGUGUUAGUGUUGCACUAGAAAAGUGGAGAGAAACAGCCGGUUUCUGUACAUUUUGGGUGGAGAAAAUGUACAAACCGCUAAGCAUGGAGUCGUCUCGGGUCGAAUUGAACAAGAACCACGACAUAGUUCCCCUCCACCAAAACUCCGCGCGUUUAUCCAAAAGCAAACUACGCUAUGUCUCGACUCCUUCAAUUCGACCCCGUAUAAAAAAAAACUGUGACGAGAGGAGAGUAACCUUAAAAUCACCCUAAAGCCCCACCACGCUACCCAUUUCGUUGGAAGUUAAACCUCCUAUGCACAGUACAUGUGGGACAAUUAAUCCCCGCUGCUACCCUACCAAUUAAUCUACAGCUUCUGCUUAGUAUAUUCUAAAGAAGUGACAAAAGAAACAGGAAAGCAAUACAGCAGGAGAAGGAGGAGGAGCCAAUUUUUCGUCCCCAUUUCGUUGCGAAAAACAACUGAACCUAAUUUGCUCAAUUUUUUUUCUCUUAGUUAUCAUUUUCAAAUUAGUCAAAAGCAAAAACCGGAUACAUUACGCCAACACAAACAUACACAAAAAAUACACUUCCGCUAAAUAAGAACCCCCGUCGCAGCGGCGGUCAAGAUACUACCGUCCGGAGGUGGUCGCCACGUGGCGAAGCGCACCACCAAAAGAGAACAAGCAAUAGUUUUCCGUGCAGAAGAAGCAAGCAAAACAAUUAUUGAACUGUGAUUAUACAUAUUUUUUUCUUUUUAUACAUAUAUACAUGUACGAGUAAUUUCUCUAAGAACUUUUGUUUAUUGUAUGCUAACAAAAAAAGUUUAGGCAAGAGAGAUCCCCGUUUUUUUGUUUUUAAUAAUUUUAGUAGGGAAGAUGUAAACGCUAAAAAAAAAAAAAAAAACAAACACAAGAGGAAACCAUAGACUUAAUCGAACGUAUCGAGUAAUAAGUGUAGCUGCGUCUGUCAUCUUGCUUUCUUAUAUCGAGCUCAGAAACACGGCUCACAUCCCUACACCUGUGUGAACGCAUGCAGGGAUGCGAGCUGACAGAUAGAAGAAGACAUGACCGAUAAACUUACCAUUUUCGGAAGUAAAAUAGAACGCAUAUGUAAUCUAGUUUUUAUUUGUGACGGGUUCAAGCAAAAGCAAAAUCGCGCAACUACCAUUUUUUCUACUAUCCGCUCCCAGUAGCUCUCGCAUUUGUUUGAUGUUUCGCAUUUAACCUGAUAAGUGACAUUCGCAAAACGAAACAAAAAAAAAUUAAAUAAAGCCGGAA